AUGUAUUCAAUUGAGAAAACAAAGCUUUGUGAUUUGUUGCAACUUGUUCCUGGUAGAAUAGCAUUAAUGUCAGAUUGUUGGACUUCUAUGACAACUGAUGGGUAUAUUUCAUUGACUGCUCACUUUGUUGAUCAUAAAUGGUGCUUGCAAAAAAGAAUUUUAGCUUUUACUUCUAUGCCUCCUCCCCAUAAUGGUGCUUCCUUAGCUGAAAGAGUUUCUGGCUUGUUAAAACAAUGGGGAAUUGAUAAUAAAAUAGUUUCCAUAACCUUAGAUAAUUCAUCUUCAGAUGAUUCUAUGGUUGAUGCACUAAAGUUUGAUUUGAAUUUGAUGUAUGAUGGUGAUUAUUUUCAUUUUCAUUGUUGUGCUCACAUCCGUAAUUUGAUUGUACAAGAUGGCUUAAAAGAAUUAGAUGGAGUUGUCGUUAAGGUGAGUGAUAUUGUUAAGUAUUGCAAAGGUUCUCAAGCUAAAUAA
Molecule: messenger RNA, 471 nt
Organism: Lactuca virosa
Lineage: Eukaryota; Viridiplantae; Streptophyta; Magnoliopsida; Asterales; Asteraceae
Source: the annotation of a GenBank genome assembly